Molecule: messenger RNA, 1649 nt
Organism: Cucurbita moschata (crookneck pumpkin)
Lineage: Eukaryota; Viridiplantae; Streptophyta; Magnoliopsida; Cucurbitales; Cucurbitaceae
Product: transcription factor MYB61-like
Exons: 2
Coding region: 304-1470 (388 amino acids)
Biological process (GO): regulation of stomatal movement
Source: RefSeq, a predicted model, not a curated record
UUUCAUAACCCUUCCUUAUCAUCUUUCUCUUUCGCCCAUCUUCCUCUCUCUCUCUCUCUCUUAUUUUCUUCCCUUCCUGUUGCUGUUGCUGUUCCUGUUUCUGUACCUGUUGCUGACAUUUCUUGAAGCUUACACUUUUUCCCCACCUUUUUUCUUUUUUUUUUCUCCAAUAAACUUUUCAUUAUCCUCUGUGUUGGCACCAUUUCUUUUUUGUUUUCUCGCAACGCAAUUGAAUCCUCCUCCACAUGGGAAGGCACUCUUGUUGCUAUAAACAGAAGCUAAGGAAAGGACUUUGGUCUCCGGAUGAAGAUGAAAAGCUUCUCAAUUAUAUCACCAAGCAUGGCCAUGGCUGUUGGAGCUCUGUCCCUAAACUCGCUGGUUCCCAUCAAUAUCAUCCCUUUUUCUUUUUCUAUCCAUACUAAUCUCUCUCUCUCUCUCUCUCUCUCUCUCUCUCUCACUUCUCCUCUCCCUUCUUCCUUCCUUCUAGGCCUUCAACGCUGUGGAAAGAGCUGCCGCCUCCGAUGGAUUAACUACCUCAGGCCUGAUUUAAAGAGAGGUCCUUUCUCCCAACAGGAGGAGGACUUGAUCAUUGAGCUUCAUGCCGUGCUUGGAAACAGAUGGUCUCAGAUUGCUGCUCAGCUCCCAGGAAGAACAGACAAUGAAAUAAAGAACUUGUGGAAUUCGUGCAUUAAGAAGAAACUGAGGCAGAAAGGGAUUGACCCCAACACCCAUAAGCCUGUGUGUGUGUCAGCUGAUGUUGACAAUGAGAGUGAGAAUAAUAAGGUCCCGGCCACACCCACCUCUCACAGAAGCAACGACAACAGCUCCGAUGAAGCCACCAACAAUGCAACGGAGACAAUACCUCUCCCAAUCAUCGCCAAUCCACAUAAUUCCAAUUCCCAAAUCUUCUCCCAAACUCCACAGGACUUUUUCCGAUUCCAAACUUCCACAACCAACACACCUUCUGAAAUGGUGGAUUACCUCUCUUUUCAUCACCUCAAUUACGCACCCUCUAGAAUCCCAAAUCCAAAUCCCAAUUCCCUCUGCUUCAACCUCCCCCCGCCGCCAAUCCCGACCAAGCCCCAAGUACCCACCUGGGAGGGAACCACUUUCACCGGCGGUGUCGGCGGAAACAACCACUUCUACGACGCCAGUAACUUCUCCUGGGGGGGGCUCCCCGAUUGCGCUAAAUCAGAGAAACUAAAUCCAACUGCAAUUCCGGAAGACAUCAAAUGGUCGGAGUUUGUGGGGAAUCCAUAUAUGGUCAUGGGGAACGCGGCGGCGGCAGUGCAAAAUCAAGAAUUUCAAUUUCAAACUGAACCAAUGUAUGUAGAGAACAUAAGUAGAGGUACGGCGGCGGAAACAGGGUUUAUAACAGAGGCCGGGUGGCAGAGGCAACAAGCUUCCUCAGAUGCUGUAUAUAACAAACACCUCCAUACUCUUACUGUUUCUUUUGGAAAUACCCUUUAACCUCCUCCUCCUCCUCCUCUACAUACUCCAAUUAUUUGCCUAAACAACAUUCAAGUAAAUGAGUUUUCUUUUUUCUUUUUUUUCAUUUUUCUUGGUUUGAAGCUCCAUGCUUUGUGUUCAUAGAUAUUAUAUAUAUUGUUAAUAGAGAUUGUGUGGAUGAUAGGAUUACUUGGUUUUCA